AUGUCGCGCCGCAUAUGGAAAGAGACAAGAGAGGGUUUGUCCAUAGUGAUCCGGACAGCCUUUCAGUCCAAGACCGACACAUCAGACGAAGAGUCUGAGGAGGAACCACCAAAGAAGGACCCUCAAACUACACAUACCAGCAAGACGAAAUAUAAACACAAGCCACUCACUGACAAGAGUUCCAUUCGCCUGCUCGAGCUCCUACCUGGCGCUCGCCAGGACGACAUCGCUUGCUCCUUACGCGAAUGCCGCAUCGACGAUUGCCGUGGGGCAUACGAAGCAUUGAGCUAUGUCUGGGGUGACGAGACCAAGAGGACUCCUGUCUGGAUCGGCGAAAGGACCCUCGACGUGACGGAAAAUCUAGCGUCGGCUCUUCGUGACUUACGCAAGCCAGACCAGCUCCGGACUCUCUGGGCCGACGCCAUGUGCAUCAACCAAGCCGACCGCCCGGAGAGAAAUCAUCAAGUUAGUGUUAUGGAUGAGAUUUACCGCUCAGCUUCCCGCACCGUUGUAUACCUGGGGCCGAAUGUCAAAGACUACACCGACAGGGCGUAUGCGAUGUUGGACGAGCUGGCAGCCGAGGCGAUAUCCCGAGAGCACUCCCCCAACGUGAGCUCCUUCCUGUCGGGCAAUGUGACGAUAUCUUUACUCGACAGAAAGCAUGUCGACAGCGUGCUCUAUGAGCGUUACAAAGAAGAAUUUGUUGCCGGCAUCCACAUUGCCGAGGCUGCCUGGUGGUCGAGGGCCUGGACUGUUCAGGAGAUUCUUCUGGCAUCACACGCUGUGGUCGUGACCGGAUCACGGUCCAUGGAUUGGCAACGUUUCUGCACGGGAGUCGACUACGCCUUUGCUAUUGGGAUAUUGACGUCGUUGAUGAUCGGCCAAGUCGCCGACCCAACAGUCAUGCCAUAUCUCUCGAUGCGCGCGUUGACGCAGGUCCGGAAGAAGUCUUCCGACGCGUUAUCCAUGCAAGCAUCCAACACACCGGUGCCAACACAGGACAUGCUGAGGAUGUUGAUCCACUGCCGCUUUCGCCAGGCCAUGGACCCGCGCGACAAGAGCGGCCUCGGCCUCGAACCCGACUACGCUGCGCCGACGAGUGUGGUCUAUACCAACGCAGCCAAACAGCUACUGCUCCGCUCCGACAGCCUCGACCUUUUCGGCGCCUGCACCCCAACCGCCAUGGAUGGCCUCCCCUCCUGGGCACCCGACUGGAGCGACACCUCCUCAGUCCCCCGACCCCUAAUGGACGACGCCUUUGGCAACCCGCGCCAAACCCACGCCUCCGCCAGGACACACCCCUCCCCCCGUUUCCUCAACGCCACCAACACCACCACCAACACCAUCACCCCUACCCCCAUCCCCACCCCCACCCUCCUCCUCACCGGCCACGAACUCACCACCAUCACCGCCCUCACCCCCACCAUCCCCCGCCUGCAAUUCGACAUGGACGCCUUCACCGUAUCGCCCCUGCAAGGCGACCCCAACACACUCUUCAACCGCCUCCGCCGGCUCGGCCUCGUCUUCUCCUACCUCGCCGAGCUGUACACCCAACUCAGCGCCGUCGUCCCGCAAGUCGGCACCUUCGCCGAGUGGGAAUCCUUUGCGCGCUCCCAGCCGCCGCAGAACCCCACCCCAAAACCGGCCGAGGGGGCGAUGUAUGACCCGCUGGCGGUGUACUGGCGCACGCUGUGCGCGGGGGCCGGGGCGGAGGCGGUGGAGGGGGCAAGGGCAGGGGCCGAGGAGACGGCGCGGCUGUUUUAUGCGUGGCGCGCGAGUCUGCGGCCGCUGGCAAGGUUUCAUGAGUGGUGUGUCCACCGCGCGCUGCGGCCGGUGGUGUUUCUGGGGUAUUUGCGGCUGACGUGGAAGGGGUAUAGCGAGUUUGCGCGGCGAAUUGAGAUGGUGUAUGAGCGGCGGCUGGGGAGGGGGGAGAAUGGGUUUUUGAUGUUGGUGCCGGAGGGAGCCGAGGUCGGGGAUCGGGUUGUGGUGGUGAAAGGGGGGAGGGUGCCGUUGGUGUUGAGAAGGGAUGGGGAUGGUCGGGGGGAUUAUCGGCUUGUUGGGGAGGCGUAUGUGGAGGGGAUUAUGGAUGGGGAGGCGUUUGAUGAGGAGAUGUGCGUUGAUAUGAGGAUCCGGUGA
This is a messenger RNA of Chaetomium fimeti, 2136 nucleotides long. Its product is annotated as heterokaryon incompatibility protein-domain-containing protein. NCBI's taxonomy places the organism in Eukaryota, Fungi, Ascomycota, Sordariomycetes, Sordariales, Chaetomiaceae. The coding region runs from base 1 to 2136 and encodes 711 amino acids. The transcript is spliced from 3 exons. The record is from RefSeq and is a predicted model, not a curated record.